Molecule: messenger RNA, 5283 nt
Organism: Ornithodoros turicata
Lineage: Eukaryota; Metazoa; Arthropoda; Arachnida; Ixodida; Argasidae
Exons: 2
Coding region: 268-1092 (274 amino acids)
Source: RefSeq, a predicted model, not a curated record
UCGACGAUCCCCGGGAUUCAAACCGUGCGUUUCGGAUUCCAGGUGAGAAGCAGACGCACGCUGUACCGCUGUCAAGUACCCCAGGAGAGGUACCCCAGGAGGACCUGUGUUGGGUUUUCGUGGAUGCACAUUCCAUGUUCUGCUAUCUGCCACGUGAUAGACGACGCCAUUGGGUGGAACCGUUAGGGUGAUGAGCUUUGAAGGUCAUCGGACGCUUACCGAGGCCAACCAGACUCGUCGUAGCGCCCAACUACCUGGCCGCUCUUGAUGUGGGCGGCCGAGAACUACGCGCCGGGACUGAUUGCCAUCAGCGAAAGUGCAGGUGACGACCCGCUGCAGAGCCGACGACCGAAAUGGAGACGCCUCUGCCGAUACCUGGGCGCCUUGGCCAUUCUCUCGAUCAUCGGCGUCGGCCUGUGCGUCGUCAUCGCUUUGACAGUCGCUCAGCCCGUUGGCUACGCCUCAUGGGAGUACCUGCUUAUUUCUAGCCCUAUCGUCAUCCCCGGACUGUUAUCACUGUACCUCUGCACUCGCCACUGCUGUGGCCUUAUCCUUAACUUUGUCUUCGCCUUCCUUGCUCUUCUUGUCGGGGGUGUCCUCAUCGCAACAGGAACGCUAAAUGCCAUAGGAAUAAUGCUGAUGAUUGUCGGCGGUCUUAUUCUGACCGUCAUUCUCUCUUCCCUCGUCUACAAUCGUUGCACCGGCGGUGAAGAAGAUGAAGAAGGCGAGCUCGGCUCACGACAAAGGAGCUUCAGGAGGCGAGCUGGAGACCUACUCUUCGGUGACGACGUUUCACAAAGAGCUUACCCCAACUGCGCACCACUUAGACGCAGCUUCAGAUUAGGAUCUCAAAAGAAGAAGCUUCCUGAACCGGAAGUGCAGUUCAUCGUGCCCGAGCUGCCGCCUCCGUCUUCGGGCCUGCACUCCAGAAGGGACAGUCCUGAGCUGAACCGGGGGACGUUGGGCCUCCAAGAGUUCGCAACGCUUGAUGGUCAUCCGCGCAGCCAUCAGGGCAUGAGCGUUGCCAGUACCACCGAAACCAACAGCCCGUCCGCCGCAUCCAGAACUUUUGUCGCCACUGGAAGCUCGUGACGUGUGCGUCUGGAACCGGAGGAAAUACUACGUUGAAGCUCCCGAUCCUUUGGGGUCGUACUCAUGUUAUGAACGUCCUAGAAACUGCGUUGACAGCUAGACGUCAAUGGUUUGCAUCUAUGACCUGGGGAAACCUACGACCUGGGGCGUUCAGGCGACCAACUAAGACCUGGGGCGUUCAGGCGUCCUACAGCCGCUGAGUAGAGUUGACCAUGCAGAUGCUUGGGGUAUCUAGAAGACAUGAUUCCUAUUAACCACACUUCUGUCGGUCAAAAUGGCUGCGAAAGUUGAUGUAGUGUGGAGAAUAACAACAGUCACGUAACGGUGGAUGAAACGUGCCCCGGGAUCUUGUGCAGGAAGUGCAUCAUAACGGGUUGCUGCAGUGAUGAAAAUAAUUCAUCAUCCCAUAUUGGAUAUAUUUUCUGAAGCCGUAACUUUGAAGUCGCUUGCGAUCUGUAAGAAUGUGUAGGUGUGUAACUUGUCCAUGCAUUUGCUUCAUUAUAUUCUGGUGAACUUCCAUUAGUUUCCAAGGUCCUGGGCCAUCGGAAUUUGACGGCUCUAGCGAUGGCCUAGUUUAACCGAGUUGUAGUCCUAGCAGUGCUAUUUUUACAUUGCACCUGUAUUUGUACACUUAGUGUUUAUAUUGACAGAAGUGCUGUCAACAUGUCCAUGAAUCAACUCUAACAUGUAGUGUACCACCUAAUCCAUGUACCAUUCGAUAUCCCGUGCAGUGUGCGAUCCUUCUUGAAAGUAUCUAAACCUCUUGUACCAUUCUUCGGGCAUUAAUGGAUUGAUGGCCAUAAGCCGGGGGUUCUGAUCGCAUAUGUGACUACAGUGGCGUGGAAUUCGAGAGAUCGAAGUUCUCCACGUGGUGCAACAAGCAAUACAGUUGCAUGACAUGACCUGUCUCUCCUUUUGGGUGAAGUUUACAUGAAAGAUGUGUAAGAUAUUAAUGGCUACGUGAGCGACACGUGAUUGACACCUGGUUAGUACUGAUGUUCAAGUGAUAACCUCUAUCCCGCCUCAGGUGUUUGUAUUUGGAGACUUUAUAACUGACUGUACAGAGUGUUGGUCGCAAUCAAGGGCGGCCACUCCCAUCGUACGUUUGUACGUCGUCGUGAACCGCUGUAUUCUUGCUGCGCCCACGGGGAUUCCUGGAGCUAGUCCUCGGAGCCUAGCUAAACGCUCCUUCGAAUCCUUCGAAAGGUCCUAUCUGAUUCUCGAAGCGCACCAUAACGCAUCACCUCCCUUGCUGUUCCCUCCGACCAAAAGGCCACUGGACUACCUUCAAGCAUCCUUGCAGGGCAUCCCUGAGGGAGGAGCGGGCACACGGCGGUAUGAAUACUUACAACGUCACUUGUGGUAUAAGUAGAGGUGUUCGAGCUACACACCAAUCGGUGUUGCGAUGAACUGUCACGAAAAGUUGCACAGACAUUGUUUAGAGUACGCGUAGUGCGAUUCUUUUGUGACAGAAGAAGGCAGCGUCUUCAAUGCUAACGUGCAUUUUGGAUAGUUCGCUGGCACUUUUGGAGUCAAUGACAGAACGGGGAACACUGUUAGCGGCUUAUGGAAAGAAGAGAAAAUGAGCAACUAACUGAAGGAUAUGAACAAAGGCGACGUUUAUAAAUAUCUCUAAUAUUAAUAUAUUAUUUAUAAUCGACAACGGCUUCGAGCUUUAAUUACGUGCAUUCAACGGUUUAUAGGUGACCCCAGUAGUAAUAGCAGAGACUCCAGAACUUCGCAGCGUUAGGGCAUAAGAUUGCCAUGCUAGUUCCAAAGGAGAACAUGGCACUACUCAAUAAAGUAUCUCGAUGUACGAGAGUUGACUAUUUAUUUCUUCACUCGAAGGCUCUGUAUAACUUAUCAGCAUGUGGAACAAGAUACUUCUUGCUGUUCGCAGAAAUAGUCCAGCGUCUUCACCUAUGAAACGCACGCGUGUUUUGCUGUUGACAAGAUUAUGCCUUUUCCUCAUAGGCUGUGUUGAUGUUACCCCCCGUGCCCGUUGUUCAGAUGCUGCACAUAAUAUUAAAUGACGACUUUUCUUCGUAUAAAUCCGACGCGUUCGCAAAGUUCAGUUAUCUGAUUUCAAUUUCAUCACCCGGCACAAAGGUGGAACGGUCUCUAAGAACGAGAAAGAACAUUAUACAUUGUCGUACAACAUAUUGUCGUACAUUAUACGUAUAUAUAAUGCACGACAUACUUCGCAAAAUCUAGCGAGAAUGCUUCCGGAAUGUGAGCUUUGUUGUACGAUGAAAAUGGAGUCGUAAAAGUUACCCAAUAUUUUCUCUCUCGAGACGCGUACUUAUACUGUUCAUCUGGAAGAUUGGAGUGCCCUUCUCCGACAGUUCGAGAUGUAAUGGGAGUUUUGUGCCAUCAAUGUCGUCGCAUUAAACCAUUUUACCGAGAUUCUGCGUCGUCACGCCGUUAAAGUUGGUUACGGUGUCCCCCUUGUUGUCAUCGCAUAUGAAACCAUACGGUUCGUGGGAUAGCUCUUGCAGACGUUUCAAAUUGUAGUGGGCAUAUGGAAGCAAUGUGGAACUUAGUUUAGAAGUCAAACUAAGACUGUGGUCAUCCGCUAUACCUUUUAGUGUUUGAAAUUGAGUGGUUAGUUUACUUUAUUUUCUUAUUAUGUAUCUACCUUCCUUUAUAUUCGCAGACGUCAAGGUCUUGCAAUUACUGGUAUAUUAUCUGGCGUUCGAAAAGAAGUAUUCGUAGGAGAGCGCACCGAAACCUAUGCGAAAGUGAAGGAGCAGGUAAUUCUAAUUGUAAUCAGGCAAGAAGGGAAAAUGGCAAUGAGGUAAUGGUAUAUUUAGAAGGAUAGGCGUGUGGAUAUCUCGACAAAUGGUUUGGCGGGGUGUGUCAAGAAAAUUUUGAUGCCGUUGAUGACGGUUGGAAAUCUGCUUAUUUAGAACACUUUUCAUUAAAUUAGAAUUUGUCUACCUACUUCCUAGAACGUCAUUAAUUUUAUCCGAUAUAAUUAUGUUCGUAUUUUUUCUACCCACUCUCGAUCCCUGUCAUGACGUGAGGUCAGCAUGUACAAAGCUUUUGUCCGUCGUGAGUUUUCAUAGUAUGGAAUGUACAGCUUAAUGACGAUACAGCAAUCUCAGGGGCCAAAAAUACUGUGUUCGUGAAGAAUACGUACCCGACGUUUUCGGAACGCAAUCUGGUCAUGAUGUGUAUGGUGACAGUAACUCUUCGCGAUUGUUGACGUGUGUUCUUGCACUAUAAUACGCCUAUCCUCGCACAGCAUGUCCCGUGGCUCUACAACAAUUUUAUCAACGACACAAAUUCAAAUGAAUUGAGUAAUACCCUUGCCACACGGACUGUCUUCAAUUAUCAUUGAACCAGAGCCGUUUAUUAGGAGAGUUUGGCCUUUGGGUGGAGCCAGUCUCAAAGCGCGCCAUUUGACGUCACACGAUGGGCGGCGCCAAGACCAGUGGCACCAAUUUUAAUCGCUCUAUCGCUUUGAAAUCCCCCAUUUCGCCAUUUUGGAGCAGAGGCACUGUCUCGAGAUCCCCGCGUGCCGCCGCGGCUCGCCUUUGAUCCCGGUCAAGUGAUCAAGUGGUCAAGAUCUGAUGUCACGGCGGCUCCCCAUCUCCGGGCAGCAAAAGAUCACAGAAUGGCCAAACUCUCCUCAUAAAUGGCUAUGCAUUGACUAUACGGGUAGCGCCACCUGGCGUGCAACGUGUCAACUUCUCAAAGAGCAUUGGAUCCAAUGCUCUUUGAUAAGUUGACACGUUACACGCGAGGUGGCGCCAUACGCGCGUGUCCAAUGGGCAUGGGCUUCAACGAUUAUUGAAACUGCCCGUCAGUCAGGUGUGUAACUAUACUGUGAACCUGUCAAAAGCAUACCUUCUGUCUGCACGCAUGUUAUUGACAUUGUCGUGUUUCAAACCCUGAUCUGACUGUUAACGAAUUUGUGCACGGACUGACGUUGCGACAAAGUGUUGAUAAAACAUGUGUGUAGACUCUGUCUUUUUCCUGUUUCAUCAUUACAUCUGCAUCUGAAUUGCAUUGCAUCUGCGUUUGUGAAGUGUGUUCCGAGACCCAUCUGAGCUAUUUUCCCGCUGUACAGAAAUAUCCUAUGAAACAAGAUGGUAUACGUCCUGCUCUUGUGCAGUGCACUCAGUCACUUGGUGGCGUGUCUUUAGUAACGCGCCUGAAUUAUUGGUUAAUAAAUUUUAAUUUGUA